AUGAGUAUUUCUGAUGUUGGUCUAAAACAGGAGUUGGUUGUUAGAUUGGUUAAUAAAUAUAAGAGGAAAGAGAAGUUAUCUGGUGAGUUGUUUGCAAAAAAAAAGACUGUGAAUAUAGAAAAUAAAAUGGAAGAUAUUGAGCUAUUUUUGAAUGCUCAUAAUGAUGGUUUUCUAAAACAAAAAAAAGGAUUAUGUCAAAUUGCAUAUUCAUCAAUGAUGCCAACCUGGCAACAAGUGCCUAAUUUGCAAAAUGUAGUAGUGCCUGCUUUUGAGUUUGAGUUUGAUGAUAUAAAUCCUUUCAGUGCUGAACAGGUGAAAGCAGAAUAUUUAAUGAAGUUGCAAGGAUGUAUAGUGGCAAUCAUAAGGAUGUAUAAAUUAAAGGUUUUGCAAGAUCUUAUUAAAAGUGCUAUAGUGCAAUCAGUUGUCAAUAGCAUGAAAAAAACUAGAGCUGAGGAUGCAGAAGUGAAGUGA
Molecule: messenger RNA, 471 nt
Organism: Cetraspora pellucida
Lineage: Eukaryota; Fungi; Glomeromycota; Glomeromycetes; Diversisporales; Gigasporaceae
Source: the annotation of a GenBank genome assembly